Messenger RNA from Musca vetustissima, 510 nucleotides. RefSeq names its product mucin-7-like. The transcript has 2 exons. The record is from RefSeq and is a predicted model, not a curated record. NCBI's taxonomy places the organism in Eukaryota, Metazoa, Arthropoda, Insecta, Diptera, Muscidae. Bases 1 to 510 code for a protein of 169 amino acids.
AUGGUAAGGGAUGAUCGACUCAACAGCAGUGAAACCAACAGCUUCGGUUUCCAUUUUAUACCCUAUAUAACUACGUUAUUACUUUGCGAAGAGAUCAACCAGGAUGAAUCAUUUAAUUUGGAAUAUCGCGGACCAGUUGUCAUGAAAGGUAAACCGACACCGAUGAAUUGUUGGUUUCUUACGCGCAAUACAACAACAGCAACAGCUGGUGGCAGUACUGGCGGUGGUAGUACCAGUGGGGCUGCCGAUUCACCAUUGCCACCGCCAACACCAACAAUAGCACCGCCAGCAUCGGCAAUGCCAUUCUCAGAACAGCAGCAACAACCUCCUACACCAGCUGUGCGCACACAUGCAACAACUGCACGUAAAGCUUCCAAUACCAGCACAACAUCAGAGCCAUCAUCGUCCUCAUCACCCUCGGCAACAGUAUCGGCAUCAGCUUCUGUUUUGGAUGGCGUUGAACAUGCAAAUACCCCAGCAGCAACAACAACACAAACAACGGAAACAUAG